This is a messenger RNA of Lottia gigantea (owl limpet), 387 nucleotides long. RefSeq lists its product as hypothetical. The record is from RefSeq and is a predicted model, not a curated record. The transcript is spliced from 3 exons. NCBI's taxonomy places the organism in Eukaryota, Metazoa, Mollusca, Gastropoda, Lottiidae. The coding region runs from base 1 to 387 and encodes 128 amino acids.
AUGUUGUCAUGCAAACAGACAUCAGCCUUGGAGGGGUACCAUUCUGUAAUAAACCACUUUGCACCCAAAAUGAUUGACUUUUCUUACCAUGGAAUACUUUGCAAGGAACAAGCAGUAACAAAGGAUGGCAGAGCACGGUACAAGAUAGUCUACCCAAAGUUUAAGAAGGGGGAUUAUUCUGUCAGAAGAAUUUUGGUAGACUGCACAUAUGACUAUGUACAAACAGUAAUGGCCACAGCGAUGGGUCUUGGAGAGGUCUCACAUAUGAAUGAGCAUGGUGUUAAACUGCUGAAGGUCCCCCCUCCUCUUUGUAGUGAAUAUGAGCGACCAGACAAAGUGAUAGACGUUCAAAAUCUGAUAACCCGCUUUAACAAUGCAGUACGGUAA